CAGUAAUAAAUUGAUUUCUUUGUUUACGACGUACAUCGUGUCUCGCCGAAGUCAAGAUUGAGCCCAAAUUCAGCGCGCCCGAAAUAGGCGAAAAUCGGCCGAAAUAUAACGUGACGUUUUUCUUAAGGACCCUGCCGGCCUCGGCAGAGCAGCUCGCAAGCCAGUCACACUCGCCGCCGGAAAAGGCAGCCCAUCUGUGUGGCGCGAGCAGCACUCGGCAGAGGCGUCAGUUGGUGGCGCCGCUUUCGGAUGGCUCUGGCGGCGUCGUCGCGCGCACUUUGAGCGACAGGUCAGCGGCGGCGGCGGCGAGGCAGCCAGUGCAGGUACCGGCGGUGAGCGGCGAGCAGCCCCUGCGACCAGUGGGCACAUGCAGUGGCCCUGACCUGACGCACUAGACGCAAGCAUGAUGGUCAGCACCGGCCCCCCAGAAACCUUCAACAACAACGCCAGUAACGGCGCCGCAACGCAUCUGCUCUGCUGUGCCGACUCAGAAAAACAGCAGCAGCCCGAACCGAAAACGGCCAGACAGGCGGCCGCGUCGCCGGCCGAAGACGACCUGGCCGCCGCCGCCGACUGCGGCUCACCAGACGACAAAAAGGGCGACCAUGAGCAGGCGAAGGCGAGCGCACGACAGGGCAGUCCGGGCCCGCAACCGCCGCUGCCCAUCAGGGACUGCAAGUACGUCGACAUCUACCGAGAAAAGCCCAUCAGGGUCAUCGUCAAAGUCCUCGUCCCCGUCAGAGAGCACCCUAAGUUCAAUUUUGUGGGCAAGCUGCUGGGUCCCAAAGGAAAUUCGAUGAAGAGAUUGCAAGAGGAGACAAUGACGAAAAUGGCUGUGCUGGGACGCGGCUCGAUGAGGGACAAGCAAAAGGAGGAGGAGUUGCGCGCCUCGAUGGACCCAAAGUACUGCCACCUGGGAGAGGAAUUGCACGUGGAGAUCACGGCGUACGCGCCGCCGGCGGAGGCCCACGCGCGAAUCGCGUACGCGUUGGCCGAGGUGCGCAAGUACCUGAUCCCGGACAGCAAUGACGAGAUCCGGCAAGAGCAGAUGCGCGAGAUGGAACUGCUGCAGAACACGUUGGGUGGCGGCGACGACUCGCCGGGGGCCAACGGCGCCAACUCGUCGUCCGCCUCCUCCCCCUCCCCCGUGACCAGCCCCCCAGUGUCCAGCGUGGGACCAAUGCCCGGCGGCCGUAGGAUGCCCAUGGGCAUGCGCGGCCGCGGGGGUGGCCGCGGCGGGGGCCUCCCGCCCCCACCCAUUCUCCGCGGGCCCAUGCCCGGCGGCCGCGGGGGCCGCGGAAGCCUCCUGCCGCCCCCUCUCACCGGCGGCCGCGGACCGCACCCCCUCCGCAAAGCCCCUUUGCCGCCGCCAGGCGCCAACAUGCUGGUCCGCCCAUCCCCCAAGCAGAAGGUCAUGAGCAUCCUUGACAGGGCCAGAGUGGCCAUGGAGGAAUCGUACCAGUACGAGGAGUGCUACUACAAUGCCUAUGACCCUGUCGGGUACGGAGGGUACGACGACUACGACGACAACCUGGGGGACUACUACGAGCCCGCAGACGGCUACACUGACGCAGCUGCGGGCGGCCACUGGAAGAGCUUCAAAGCACCCCCUGCCGGCGGGGCAGGGGCGGACAGGACCCGUUUCCGGACAGUGCCCUACGCAAGACCAAAGUAGAGAGGAGAGCAGCCGAGACGCGCAGCACCGGACCGGCCCUUCUUGCUCACUGACCCACGCAAGCCGCGCUAUUUUUUAUAAAUGAGAGAAAGAAAGAAAGAAACAAACAAGUUCGACCGACCUCUGCUUUCUCUCCCCCUUGUUUGAUUUUCCGGAAGGGCCGACGGGGGAUUUUUCCUUUCCGCGGGGACUCGGCCGAGCGAACGCCAUAUAUACUCUCUCAUUGUAUGUGUGUAUUUCGAAUUUCCGGCGUGCUCGGCCCCGAGGCGACGAUUGUAUUUUCGAGGUUGUUCAAGCCGUUGGGCACAAAUAAUACACCUGUGAGAUAUAUUGAAUUUUAAACCAGAGGAAAAUGAGGUUCUUCAAGUAUAAUGAAAUCUCUCUGAAUGUGCAGACUUGAAAAGCGCAGCAAAAAGUGUUGUUAAUCAAUUUGUGGUUAUAUAUCAUUAAUGUGUGUUGAACGAACUGAUAGAGAAAAUAUUAAUUGCAUGUUGGAGAAAAACGCAAUUUGUUACUUACUGAGUUGGAUUUUCCUCAUUAUUAUUAUAAUAGUCUUGAACCAAGUAAUGCACAAACCGAGUUGUUAAUAUUUAAAAACCGCAGUUGGCCGACGAGGGUUGAGCAGAACAAGUAAAGCAUUUUUGCUGCGCCUACUCUCCGAACGUGAAAAGUUGUUUUUUAGUUGUUAAGAGAUCAUUCCAUGACGAAUAUAUUGUAAAGGCUCGGGAUUCAUAUUGUUACUAUCCACGGUACAUUGACGUGAGAGUAUUUUUGGCUAUUUGGGUCUGAACACUGCAUGAAGUCGCCCUGCCAAUUGCAAAUGAUAUCGAUCUGUACGAGAACGGCAUUGCUCGUCUCUCUCUCUUGCUCUAUACCGUGUUAUUAUUGAAACAGUGUCACGCCUAGAGUGGCUAAGUUUCUGGAAACUCAAAAUGUGUGUGAAGCCACUGAUUUUAAAAACAGAAGAUAAACCAAGUUAUUUAAAGGGUAUGAACGUGUUUUGAAAUGAAAUUAUAUCCAGAUAGAUCUUUGAAUAACAAUUUUUAUAAAAUUAUUUAGGGCAAACUUUUACUCUACAAGAGGCGGCCAUUUUUUUUUUAAGAUCUGGAAACGUUUUGAAGCAAUAAUUUGACUGGUGGAAAAUUUUAAUAGGCAACUUCUUGAGCUAAAAUUUUAAUUGAAAAAGUUUCCGUAAUAGUAUUGGUUCCACAUAUUUAGAAUCAGAAUGUUACCAUUUGCAAAUAUAAAUUUUGUAGCAAAUAAAAUCAAAAAAAUACUUUCUCACCAGUCACGCCAUAGCUUGGUCAAUUUCAGUCCAAAAACAAUUAUUUGACAUCUCAAAUUUAUUUCAAAACGUAUCAGGCCCUUUUAAUUAACAAGUUUUUCAUUAGAACUCUCCACGCUUGGAUAGGAGCCUUUUAACCCCAUCUGAUGGACCAAUUUAAAGCUUCCAUUUAUCAAAAAGGACGCUUUGCUUGCUAUUAGACAAAAAGAAAAUACGAAAGAAAGAGCUGGAGCACACACGCAUUGGCACAGCCAAGUUAUUAUCCUUGUGUCUCACGGCUGUUGAUUUUGGCGUGCAGCCACCAGCCAACUAUUGGAAGGCGCGACAAAAAGACGGCGCUGCUUUUGUUGCACGUCAUAUAAGAAAAACAAAAACAGAUCGCGAGAUGAUUUUCGGUGGCACUCAAGUGCGAAUUUUAAGUCCGAGUUUCCCGGAACCUUAGCAACUCUCGGCAGGGGCGUAUGUGUGUGUGUGUGAGUAUAUUGCGAAACUUGUAAUUUCCUGAUAGUCUGUGUAGCUGUUCAUCGCUUCCCAUUCCCCCUCACGAUCUUCCCGAUUCCAUCCUGUUGUUUCAUCUCUCUCACCAGCCACACCAGAGGUGGUCCAUGUUCAAUGCAUAAUUAACAACCCAUUUACGAUUUGCCAUUCUCUAAUCUUCCUACGCUAAAUAAAAACAACAAAAAAAACUUUUUCUAAUAAAUAUUAAGGCGGCGUAAUGACCAUACUUAAAGAACGUUAAAAUUACGGCAUGUGUAACUACUAUACUAAACUUAAAAUAAAUUAUGCUCGUUAGCGGUUUAAAAACACAUCAAGAAGAGUAGCCUAGUUAGGCUCGUUGUCUUUUCACCAAGGGGACUCUACUUUUUUCAAAUGGAUGUGAGUGUGUGUAUACAGAUAAUUAACGGAGAACACAAAAAAUACCAAGAUUAAUUGAAAACUAAUUAAAUGACGUUUAAGAGCAAGAACAACAACACUUUAAAAAAAAAUGAAAAAAAAAUGAAAUCUCUCUGUGUAGACUGUACUUGUAUUAUUGCAUACGUUUAUUAUUAAAAAUUAAUAUUGUACUUUUAAAAAGAAUCGAGGAUCAAGUUUAAUUAUAAAUUAACUCGGAAUAACACGUACGAUUUAAUAUAAUAUUAAAACACGUCGACGCAAGAUACUUUGUUCUGCGCGUCGACGAUAUUAGUGUUUGCAAAACUUUAAAUGAGCGCAUUAAAAAUCUCUCUCUGACAGAGUGUUAAAGAAACCGGCUCGUCACUUUUCUUCUUGAUUGGCGAGCUGCGAAAAUUAGUCACCGUGGAUUAGAUUUUAAAUUAGCUUAACUCUCGGAGCAGCUAGCAUCGCAACUCUCACUAAAAUCGAUUCAGAAAAACUAAAUGUCGUUACGUAAAGAAGUUUCAUUGAAAUAUUAAACCUGUAAGGAGGCAUUAAAGAAACAAUAGAGAUGCUGUAGCUGAAAAACUUGUAUACAAGGUACUGAUAUGAUGAGGAAAUCGAGCCGAAGGCGACAACUUGUGCUAGUUGAGUGCAUAGUACAAUUCAAUCAUAAUUAAAAAGAAACAUUUGGAAUACAUUAUAUUGUGUAUAACUCUUAUACAAUUAUUAUAUUAUUAUAUAAUAAUAAAAGGAGUAAAUUUAACACACACUGACCCACGGCUAUACACGCAUAAAAGUAAGCUAAAGUGUCUAUCACUCUCACACAAUCUUGGAUUAUCAUUUUGCGAUUGCGAUAACGUAUUUAAUAAAAGUUUAAAAAUGUGAAUGAUGUGACGAGCAGACAUCGUUGGACAUUUUCAUUGUCAUUGAAUUAGUAUGCACCUUGUAUUUUUUGGACUUUUUCCACCACUGAAUAAAGCAUUUUCUG
This is a messenger RNA of Neocloeon triangulifer, 4824 nucleotides long. Its product is annotated as KH domain-containing, RNA-binding, signal transduction-associated protein 2-like. The coding region runs from base 404 to 1675 and encodes 423 amino acids. Gene Ontology annotation, biological process: regulation of alternative mRNA splicing, via spliceosome. Gene Ontology annotation, cellular component: nucleus. Gene Ontology annotation, molecular function: mRNA binding. The record is from RefSeq and is a predicted model, not a curated record. NCBI's taxonomy places the organism in Eukaryota, Metazoa, Arthropoda, Insecta, Ephemeroptera, Baetidae. The transcript is spliced from 7 exons.